GCAUUAAGUAUGUUGAUUAGUAGCCAAAGGCACAAAACAUGGUUGACAGUCCUUGGUCGAACGGACGAUAGAAGUAUGUAUAGUAGGUAUAUUCCCUGAACGUUGUAGCCUACCUACUGGUACAUUUUAGAAGACAACUUACCAUGAUAAACUAUUUACUGGAAAAACUCAGCAAGCCUAAAAAGUAUUUUGGACAUGCUAAAAAUCUGCGGUAUAAUAAGGUGUACCAAUACUAUGUAGAAGUGAUUUUAGUAAAAUGCAUACAGCACCAUCAGUUUCUUGUAAGUAAGUUUUCAAGAUGUAAGAAGCUCCUUUACUACCCAAUAUAUGCAUUGUUCAUAGGUGGGGUACUACUGUCAACAUCCUUGAUUUAUGUCUCAUUACAGGACAACCAAUUAAUUGUACUAAGUAUAUUUUUAGUGAGCUUUCUCUCAAAUGUGUGCUUCUAUGCCUACUUUGGACAAAGCUUAGUUAAUGAGACCUCAAGGACGUUUAAACUGGCUUAUUUCACUCCUUGGUAUUUAUGGAACGCGAAGAACAAAAAAAUGUUACUUAUGUUUCUCAUUAAUAGUUCAUCACCAAUGGAAUUAUGUGCUGGGGAUUUACAUGUCAACAUGACGUUAUGUGCUAGUUUUGUGAGGCUAUGCUACACUCUGCUUCUGACCAUCCGUAGAUUGGAUUUCUGAUUUUGCAAUUUAAUACUGUGAUGUUACAAAGAAGCAGAAGACUACAUAAUGACACGAUCAUAGAUGGAUUAAAUUAACAUAGAUAUUGCACGAGAUUAAAGCAUUAUAAGUUAAA
Acanthoscelides obtectus is the source of this 801-nucleotide messenger RNA. The record is from the annotation of a GenBank genome assembly. NCBI's taxonomy places the organism in Eukaryota, Metazoa, Arthropoda, Insecta, Coleoptera, Chrysomelidae.